CUCAGGCCGUCAAGACAGACAGGGAAAAAUGGUGCAGCGGCUCGUAUACCGCUCACGCCAUUCCUAUGCCACGAAAUCAAACCAAAACCGUGUUGUCAAAACACCUGGUGGGAAGCUAGUGUUUCAAUCCACAAAGAAGAGGGCUAGUGGACCCAAGUGUCCUGUAACGGGAAAGCGGAUUCAAGGGAUUCCCCACUUGAGGCCUGCUGAGUACAAGAGGUCUAGAUUAUCCAGGAACAGAAGAACUGUUAACCGUGCUUAUGGUGGAGUCCUAUCAGGCAGUGCUGUCCGGGAAAGGAUUAUUAGAGCAUUCUUGGUGGAAGAGCAGAAGAUUGUGAAAAAAGUGCUGAAGAUUCAGAAAAUCAAGGAAAAGCAGGCUGCAAAGAGCUGAGAAAUACACCUCACGAAUUUAAGUCUUGUGUUUUGGUGUAGAAGUUUUGGAUACUGGUAAAAGAAUCAUGACAUGAUGUACUCUACGGGGUUUUGAAUAUUUGGCUUUGUUCACUCACUAUUGAGAGAUUUGAUAUGUUUUCCUUCGGUUUGUUAAAGUUGCAGUUUACUUCCCAGUCUUUAUUAAAACAAGUAUAUUUAACUAUUAAUAUCGAUAAUUUUUUUUUACCAUAAUAUUGAUAAAUUUAUUAGAAACAGGACGGUCAUUACAAAUUACGCAUCUCAUUAUGAAAAUUGAAAAUAACGAACAUUGUUGUGACAACAAUGAAUUGGAUAUUAAAGAACAGCUCUUGUGAAUUUGUGUAUGAGUUUUGUAUACAAAUCUCUUUAUUCUGGAAUAUGAUUGUGAUCCAACACAUUUUCAGCAGUCAACCAUUGAUUAACAAUGUUUAUCAACAAAA
This is a messenger RNA of Cuscuta epithymum, 851 nucleotides long. The record is from the annotation of a GenBank genome assembly. Lineage: Eukaryota; Viridiplantae; Streptophyta; Magnoliopsida; Solanales; Convolvulaceae.